GAAGUAGUUCACUGGAAUGAACGAGUUCGAAACAUCUCUACACUCACGGUCAUACAUUUCUAUGACUGUGGUUCCAAUGUAGUCAGUGGUGUUUAAAGGAAAGUCUUUGAUUAGUAAAAUCUUUGGAUGACGUUAUCGUUUGGUGGUUACAUUUGAACUUUGUUGUUUAGCGACUUUGCGUUGUUGUGACAUUUGACUCAUAACAGGAUAUGGAGGAACAACAGCAUGAAGUUCAGAGGCUAUGUUUACUGUUAUCAAAUUUAAAAAAUGAGAAUGAAGGAAUGCAGAAUGUUAUUACACCUUUAGAGUUGGAAAAUGAGAAGCAAGAUAAACUGGAAGCAAGCACUGAGAAGGUACACGAGACAGAACUAGCUGAAAUGAAUAAAGAGGAACAGCAGCAUGAAAUUGACAGACUGCGUUUACAGUUAUCCAAUUUAGAAAAUGAGAAUGAAGGAAUACAGAAUGUUAUUACAUCUCUGGAGGUGGAAAAUGAGGAGCAAGAUAAACUGCAAGCAAGCACUGAGAAGGUACAUGAGACAAAACUAGCUGAACUGAAUGAAGAGGAUCAAUGGCAUGAUAUUCACAGACUACGUUUACAGUUAUCCAAUUUAGAAAAUGAGAAUGAAGGAAUACAGAAUGUAAUUACGUCUUUAGAGGUGGAAAAUGAGGGUCAAGAUAAACUACAAGCAAGCACUGAGAAGGUACACGAGACAGAAAUAGCUGAAUUGAAUAAAGAGAUUAAUGAGCUGGAGUCAAAAAUUCAAGAACUCGAAGUAAUUUCAAGUUUGAGACGAGCAAGCAUCGAAAAGGCUGAAGAGCAACGUAUUAGUCUAACUACUGACAGUUCAGAGGAAUUACUGAUGCUAGAGGCUGAAAAAUGUGAAGCUUGGAAAACCUAUUCAGAGUUACAGAAGGGAACUGAAGAGCUUAAUGCACAAAAUAAUCUACUGGCAAGUGAAACAAAUGAGCUUUCAGAAAAAAUUUCUGAACUGUGUUCAAAACUGGCUCUGACAGUUGAGGAGUGUAAUAUGUCCAAUGAAAAAAUGGAGGCUCUUCAGGAAGAAAAUCUCAUAAUGAAAGGUGAGCUUGAAAUGCUCAAGGGAAAGGUGGUCAAUCAUUCUUCAAAAGGAAACUCACUGUUUGCUGAAGUUGAAGUUAGUCGACAGCAAUUGAAAAAUGAGGCCAAGAAGCAGAAAGAGCAGCUUUUGGCUUUACAGAACACAUAUUCCCAGACAGUGUUUGAGAUUCGGAAACUUAUGAAAGAAAAUGCCAAAAUGUCUGAAGAACUAGAACAUGCCAAAGAACAAAGAUCAACGGAAGAAUUAAAACUGCAACUCACUACAUACAAACAAUGCAUAAAGGAUCUAGAAGAUGCACAAAAAAUAUGGGAUCAGGAAGAAGCUGCUGGACCCAUUGUUCGUGGUCAAGAUGAUGAGACAGGGAAAUUUUAUGAUAAUUUACUGAGGGAAGAGAGAGAGAAGACAAAACAGGUGUGGGAACGAUGUGAAGAUAUUAUGGCAAGGUACAUUGCAGCAACUGAAGAAGUCGCAGCCACUGAACGUGAGAAAGCAGUUGUGGAAAGUAGGAAACUGCGUGCUGAGGCAGAAAUAGUAAAACUUAAACUGCAGCUCCUGAAGAGUGAAGAAGAUAACCAUAAAGAGAAUGUGCUGCAACUAGUUGUUGAAAGAUGUCCUCUUAAAGAAGUACAGAACAUAAGGAAAAGCAAGUUUGCUGCAGAAGAAGUAGAUUGUUCUACAAGAAAACUUCUCACCAAGAAAGAAGCGGAUAAAAGAGGUCGCUUGACUUGCAGUUAAAAAUGUAAGUGUGUGUGUGUGUGUGUGUGUGUGUGUGUGUGUGUGUGUGUGUGUCAGUGUCAGUUGUAUAUGCUUUUGUGAUUUUAUUGUAGUGUGUCAAUGUUUUUUACAUAAUGUUUAUUUUGAUGAAGAGCAAAACCUGUACAUACUUUUUACUAAAAUUUAUGUAUGAAGAUUAUUCUGUGAUAUUGUAUGAAUAUGAGGGAAAUGUCAUAUGUUUUCUGUGAGAACUUUAU
Molecule: messenger RNA, 2050 nt
Organism: Schistocerca americana (American grasshopper)
Lineage: Eukaryota; Metazoa; Arthropoda; Insecta; Orthoptera; Acrididae
Product: protein Spindly-like
Exons: 11
Coding region: 210-1814 (534 amino acids)
Source: RefSeq, a predicted model, not a curated record